AUGGCGGUUUCGCCUUUGAUCCCUUACGCUUUGUCAGUUGCAGCUCCAAGCUCGAAUGAAGCCAGUAAGUUGGAGAAGGCGCCUGCCGUCGACUCACCCAAUAAGCAGAGGGGCGCAUUGUCGCCUCGACCGAUGACGAUCCCUGACCGUGAGAUCACGGAACAACUAAACGAGGAUGUGAGGCACAAGUAUAUUAAAGACAAAAAAUUGGGUGAGGGUACUUAUGCUGUAGUAUUUCUCGGGCACCUCCGCACGGAUCCGUCCUCAUUCGUUGCCAUAAAGAAGAUUAAAGUCAACGCCGAAUACAAAGAUGGGCUUUCAAUGGACGCGAUUCGGGAAGUAAAAUACCUGCAAGAGCUUUCUCAUCCCAACAUAAUUGCACUCCACGAUGUUUUCUCAUCCAAGGAUCAGAAUCUCAAUCUGGUCCUAGAAUAUUUGCCGCGUGGUGAUCUCGAGAUGCUCAUUAGGGACAGCAACAUCCACUACGGUGCUGCUGAUGUCAAAUCGUGGAUGGGCAUGCUUGCCAGAGGUAUUUGGUUUUGUCACGAGAAUUUCAUCUUGCACCGAGACAUCAAGCCCAACAACCUUCUUGUCGCAGCCGAUGGGGAGGUUAAACUGGCGGAUUUUGGUUUGGCCAGGUCGUUCGCUGACCCAUAUUUGAACAUGACACACCAGGUUAUUACACGCUGGUAUCGACCCCCGGAGCUACUAUUCGGUGCGCGACAAUACUCUGGAGCCGUCGACGUUUGGUCUAUGGGCAUGGUCUUCGCCGAACUUCUUCUACGGGUUCCAUUCAUCGCAGGGAAUUCCGAUCUAGAUCAAAUCUCCAAGAUUUGCGAAGCUUUCGGGACACCAACUGAGGACAACUGGCCAGGAGUAACCCGCGGUGCCGGGGAUGCGAAAUCUGUUUUGACUAUGGAAGCGCGAGAUACAGAAGCAUCACCUUCACAAAGCAGAAGCUCAUCUGCACAGGGGUCUUACUCAACGAGUGCGACUACUUUUGAGGAUGCCGAUGAAGGCCAGGGUGUCCCGAAGUCAACAUCCAAGCUGAAAGAGACAAAAGGAAAUGUCAUUGUGAGCGUCCGAGUGCGUCCUGACGCGAAUGGGGGCGAAAUUACGAAGACUACUGAAUGGAUGGUAGAUGGAAGACAAGGCGUCAUCUCCUACAACGGAAGGGAGAGCGGUGAUUAUUCGUAUGAUAACGUGUUCCCUCCUCAUGAACACAAUGCCAAGGUCUACGAUGCUGCAGCAAAACGCCUAGUGAGGCGAGUAAUGGAAGGAUACCAUGGUACAGUCUUCGCGUACGGCAUGACUGGUACCGGCAAGACCUUUUCUAUGCAAGGGACUGCAACCUCCCCCGGAGUGAUACCAUUGGCAAUAACGGAUAUAUUCUCCUUUAUCAGGGAAACGCCACAUCGAGAAUUUUUACUACGUGUCAGCUAUCUCGAAAUAUAUAAUGAAAAGAUCCACGACCUGCUGUCAGCCUCGGUUUCUGGUGGGCCCACUUCCCCUCAACAGGAGGAAAUCAAGUUGCGCGAAGACAGCAAACGAGGUGUAUAUGCAACGCCUUUGAAAGAAGAAAUCGUCCAAAGCCCGACACAGCUUCUCCGGGUGAUAGCGAGAGGCGACCACGCUAGAAGGACCGGCAGCACGCAGUUCAACUCUCGUAGCUCUCGAAGUCACGCAGUUGUCCAAAUUGUUGUCGAGAGUAGGGAACGGGUGCCCGCCGGAGCUUCUCAGGACAGAAGAUCAGGCUUGGUUCCAGGCGGAGUUCGAGUAUCAACGCUUAGUCUGAUAGACCUUGCUGGGUCAGAACGCGCCGCAGACGACAAGGAGCGGCGUACUGAAGGCGCUCAUAUAAAUAAGAGCCUACUCACUUUGGGUACUAUAAUCUCCAAGCUCUCGGAAGCUAGAGAUAGGGCCAGCAAUCCGACCGACAGAGAAGGGAAGCAUCUGCCAUAUCGGGAUAGCAAACUCACGAGAUUGCUACAACCGGCCUUGUCGGGGAACUCACUUGUCAGUAUACUUUGUACGGUUCAGCUAGGGGGGACAGCCAAGUCGCAUUCCGGCGAAACCCUCAACACCUUGAAAUUUGCGGCUCGUGCCAAGAAUAGCAUUGUCAGUCAUGCUAAACGAGCGGAAGAAGCAUUUGGUAGCGGUGGGGGUGAUGCAGGAAGCCGGGUUCUCCUGGAACGCUACCGUAUGGAGAUCCAGACACUCCGUAAUCAGUUAGAAAGUCAGACCAAGGCCCAGGCUGAGAAGGAGCUGAGGCUGGAGGAACAACAACUUGAACAAGAAGCACAGAUACGCCAUGAGGAGCAAAUGCUCGAAAUGCAACUUGCUCGAACAGCCCUGAAAGAGAGAAUCGAACAUCUAAAUCGCCUGAUUUUGUGUUCAAAGUCUACUGGCGUCAAUACCCAGGGAAACCUAUCCGCUCUUGGCCGUCUCUCUAGGAUGUCUACUGGAUCUCGAUCUUUGCGAUCUUCACUCAGCCAAUCUACUUUAGGCGCAUACGGACACUCGUCAUUGCGACCGAUCUCCUUUCUCUCUGUCAACAGUAAUGAACCUUCUGGGAAUCAACACUUUUCUAGUGGGCAUCUUGGGCACGAAGAGGAGGAUUUUAUUGGCGAGUUCGCAGAUGGGAAGGCAAGCGCUCAGAGACAGAUUGCCGCUUUACAGGCUGACCUUAACGAUAAAAAUCGCUAUAUCUCUACCCUGGAGAGACGGCUCUUACAAGCGCGACGCUCGAGUCAUUCCCGCAUGUCCAUAGGUAUGAAAACCGGAGGUGGCACUCCUGAUGCCCCCGAUGGUUUAGCUUUACUACGGGAGAAGGACUUGGAGAUCAAUGAACUUCGCCUACAGCUGGAUGACAAAGACCGGAUGCUCGCUGCUCUCCGCUCUGCUGCUCGACAUCGAGAUCUAGCCCAUUCAGCAGCUGACGCAUUCGUCCUCGACACAAAAGAUAAGCAUGGGCGUCAGGAGCAUCGUCCUGGUGGCGAUGACUCGCCGGCUUACGACUCAGCUGUUUGUCUAUCUUCGCCAAUCAAUGAUGAAGACCCGGCAGAGAAAAAAAGAAGCAUGGACGACGUGUCGCGUAUUCUAGAUGAAAUGAUUCAGGACCGCGUUGAAAGUGGCCAAUUAAUCCAGGGCUCUCAUGGAAGUGUUCGUGUUGCCGCAGAAAGUCGGCGUACAUCUGAAUCAAUAGCCGGUCUGCCAGGCUUGAGCAUGAGUGCUACAGAUUUGGAGGGUUCUGGCUAA
This is a messenger RNA of Aspergillus sclerotioniger CBS 115572, 3258 nucleotides long. RefSeq names its product putative kinesin family protein (KipA). Gene Ontology annotation, molecular function: ATP binding; microtubule motor activity; protein kinase activity. Bases 1 to 3258 code for a protein of 1085 amino acids. NCBI's taxonomy places the organism in Eukaryota, Fungi, Ascomycota, Eurotiomycetes, Eurotiales, Aspergillaceae. The transcript has 4 exons. Gene Ontology annotation, biological process: protein phosphorylation; microtubule-based movement. The record is from RefSeq and is a predicted model, not a curated record.